Callorhinchus milii (elephant shark) is the source of this 3065-nucleotide messenger RNA. RefSeq names its product KIT proto-oncogene, receptor tyrosine kinase a (gene kita). The coding region runs from base 136 to 3024 and encodes 962 amino acids. Gene Ontology annotation, biological process: positive regulation of receptor signaling pathway via JAK-STAT; positive regulation of cell migration; positive regulation of MAP kinase activity. The transcript has 21 exons. Gene Ontology annotation, cellular component: signaling receptor complex. The record is from RefSeq and is a predicted model, not a curated record. Lineage: Eukaryota; Metazoa; Chordata; Chondrichthyes; Chimaeriformes; Callorhinchidae. Gene Ontology annotation, molecular function: ATP binding; transmembrane receptor protein tyrosine kinase activity; cytokine binding.
UGAAGGCUGUGAAAACUGAAUGGGAGCAGCAGCCCAGAGCAGAGCAGAGCAGAUCUGAGCUGAGCUGAGCUGGGACUUAGCAAAGCUUGUCAGGAGUUUUAACUGCUGCAGGUGAAUCAAUGCAAUACAUCCCCAAUGGCUCCUGGUUGCAAUCCCGUAGUAAUUCUUCUGAUCAUUCACCAAGGUUUUUCUAUACCUUUGAUCUUUCCACCCGGUGACAUGUUGAUCAAGAAGAUGGGUGAUAACAUCUAUCUGAAUUGUACAGACAAGUCUGAAGUGCGAUGGCAAACUCCAACAAGUGCAAAGAAAGCCAUUUAUAGUCAUAAAGUCAGAAUCAAUUCAGCACAGCCAAAACAAACUGGCAAAUACACAUGUCAGAAUCGCAACACUUUUGAGACCACUUCUAUUUAUGUUUUUGUGGAAGACUCAAGUAGUUUGUUCGUAGUUCCGAAAGGUACACAGAAGAUAAUUGAUGGAAAAGAAGGGGACAACGCUGUCAUACCGUGUCGUGUCACAACCCCCAACAUUACGAACCUCAAACUGCAGUGGAUGGACGGCGAAGCAAUGCACAAAAACCUGUCCUAUAAGACUGAUAUCUACACAGGCAUACAAAUCAUUAAUUUGAAGAGGUAUUAUGAAGGAUAUUAUGCGUGCACUGCAACAAAAGACGGUGAACAGAAAAGAUCGGAAAAAUUUAAACUGAAUGUAAUACCAGUCCCCACGAGACCGCCAGAGAUCACUGUGGAUAAAGACUUGGUGCUGCUCAAGAAAGGCGAGAAGUUUGAGACGAAUUGUGAAGUAAAAAAUGUAAACCAUAUGGUUAAAGUCUACUGGACAUACCCACCAAGUGCAGUCCCUAAGGUGAAUAAGUCUUCCCAUCAUAUUCAGGAUUACUAUCGUCAAGUUCAAACUUUGAGUAUCAAUUCAGUGAAAGUCAAUGACACCGGAAACUUUACCUGUGUGGCUGAAAAUGACUUUAAUACUUCAAAUGCUGUUGUAUUUCUGAAGGUCGUAGCUGAAGGAUUUGUAAAAUUGCCAAAGCUAGAUAGUAAGCCCUUAGAUGUAAUCCUUGGUGGAAACCUUGUGUUGAAAGUGGAGUUUGAUGCUUAUCCCACUCCAGAACAGACCUGGAGACGUAUGGAUGGAAUGUUAUUCAGCACAUCAGACCAUUACGUUAAAUCUACAAAACACAGACACAGGUAUGUGAAUGAACUUUACCUUGUUCGGGUGAAGGAAUUAGAAGGAGGAACCUACAACUUUUCUGCUUCUAAUUCUGAUGCUAGCUCAACAGUUUCAUUUGAUGUACGGAUCAACAGCAAGCCAGAAAAAAAUAUUCUUCAGAAAACCAACGAAAGCACAAUUCGCUGUGGAAUAGCAGGGUUUCCAAUCCCCAAAAUAGAGUGGUAUUACUGUCCUGGAGUGCAGCGACGGUGCUCAGAAAAAGGAAUCAAGAUACCGAGCAGCACCAAGAUAAAAGAUCAAACCAGAUUUGGUCCAGUCGUAGUGGAAAGCAUUAUAAACACCACUGUACUGAAGAACAACGUUACUGUGGAAUGCUUUUCUUACAAUAAAUUUGGCGAGCAUUAUGAUGUGAUCCAUUAUCUAAAAGAAAAAACAGAGUCGCAUCAGCUCUUUACUCCACUGCUGAUACUGUUUGCUGCAACGGCAGGCUUCUUGUGUUUUAUUUUAGCAAUACUGGUUUACAAAUACCAGCAGAAACCCAGGUAUCAAAUUCAGUGGAAAGUAGUUGAGGGGAUACAUGAGAAUAACUACACGUACAUUGAUCCAACACAGUUACCAUAUGAUGACAAAUGGGAAUUCCCCAGGGAUAAACUGCGCUUUGGUAAGACCCUCGGAGCUGGAGCCUUUGGAAAGGUGGUUGAGGCUGCUGCUUAUGGGUUAACGAAAGCCGACUCUGUCAUGACUGUGGCAGUAAAGAUGCUUAAACCAAGUGCUCACUCUACUGAGAAGGAAGCCCUGAUGUCGGAGUUGAAAGUCUUGAGUCACCUAGGCCAGCACAUUAACAUUGUGAAUCUGAUGGGCGCCUGCACUGUUGGAGGUCCGGUUCUGGUAAUCACUGAAUACUGCUGUUUUGGUGACCUUCUGAACUUUAUGAGACGGAAAAGAGAUUCAUUUAUUUGGCCAGAAAAUGGUGAACAGGAUUCAGGAAAGAUGCAGUACAAGAAUAUUCCAGAUCCGAAGGACCCAGAGAGUUGUGGAUCAUACAUGGAAAUGAAGCCCAGCCCUGGAGCUUUCCCUCAAAUGAACUCAGACAAAAGAAGAUCCAUGAGCAAGGGAUCAUACAGCGAUAAAGAAAACAACAAUGAAGUAGUUGAAGACUACACUCUGGCUCUGGACAUUGAAGAUCUUCUGAGUUUUUCAUAUCAAGUUGCAAAGGGAAUGAACUUCCUUUCCUCUAAGAACUGUAUUCACAGAGAUCUAGCAGCAAGGAAUAUCCUCUUAACUCAUGGACGGGUUGCAAAAAUAUGCGAUUUUGGAUUGGCCAGGGAUAUCCGGAAUGAUAGCAACUAUGUGGUAAAAGGAAAUGCUCGUCUCCCUGUGAAAUGGAUGGCACCGGAAAGUAUUUUUGACUGCGUGUACACCUUUGAAAGUGACGUCUGGUCAUAUGGCAUUUUACUGUGGGAAAUUUUCUCAUUAGGGAGCAGCCCUUACCCUGGCAUACCUGUGGAUAACAAUUUCUAUAAGAUGAUCAAAGAAGGCUACAGGAUGCUGAACCCUGAGUUUGCCUCUGAGGAAUUGUAUGAAGUCAUGAAAGCUUGCUGGGAUGCUACCCCUUUAAGAAGACCUACAUUUGAGCAAGUGGUGAAGAUGAUUGAAGAACAGCUGUCGUACAAUUCAAAACAUAUCUAUUCCAACUUGGAGUUGACUUUCACCAGCAAGCUCGAGUUUUCCAGCCGUUCUUCCCGCCUUAACUCAGCUGGAAGCAGCAAUGCUUCCACCCAGCCCUUGCUCAUGAACGAUGAUGUGUUCUUUGAAAAUGGAAAUAAACAUGUACGAAUUUAAGACAUUGAGUAAAGCAAAGUAGCACACACCCCUGUGCCCUG